Halteromyces radiatus is the source of this 1522-nucleotide messenger RNA. RefSeq names its product G-alpha protein. Lineage: Eukaryota; Fungi; Mucoromycota; Mucoromycetes; Mucorales; Cunninghamellaceae. Gene Ontology annotation, biological process: adenylate cyclase-modulating G protein-coupled receptor signaling pathway. The coding region runs from base 251 to 1309 and encodes 352 amino acids. Gene Ontology annotation, cellular component: heterotrimeric G-protein complex. The transcript has 5 exons. Gene Ontology annotation, molecular function: G protein-coupled receptor binding; GTP binding; GTPase activity. The record is from RefSeq and is a predicted model, not a curated record.
UUUCUUCUUCUUUUUUGAUUACUUUUUUUUUUGUAUAUCCUUCCCACUAUAUACUCCUCAAUAAAUAAUACCAUAGAUUUUUCUUUUCUUUUUUUUUGACCAAGUGUUUGUAGCUUGUACUGUCUUUUUUUUCUGUAUAUCUUUAUUUAUAUUCCCACCCGUUUUGUUUAUCAUAUAUUUCCUUAUCGACAAACGAAAAAAGAAAAAGAAAAAAAAAACCUCAGUACUUUUUAACGAACAACUUUUAAUCAUGGGUUGCUGUCUAUCAACAGAACAUGUGGAGGAAAAACAACGACACCAAGAAAUCGAAACUCAAAUUAAACGAGACCGAGCUCAUCUCAAGUCUGAAAUCAAGAUGUUGUUACUAGGGGCAGGGGAAUCGGGGAAAUCAACGAUUGUGAAACAAAUGAAAUUGAUCCAUGACGGCGGGUUUACGGUGGAAGAACGAGAAAGUUUCAAAGAAGUGAUUUUUUCAAACACAAUGCAAUCGAUGCGAGUGACUUUGGAGGCAAUGGAUACUCUCAAGAUCCCUUUUCAACAUCCUGGUAAUGAAGGACAUCGACGAUUGAUUAUGGAGGCUCAUCCUCAAGUGGAUUAUUUGGCUCAUGAAUUGGUGGAAGCCAUUGCUUCUAUUUGGGCUGAUCCUGCUGUCAAAGCAUGUGUAGAUCGAUCUAAUGAAUUUCAAUUAAAUGAUUCGGCAAGAUAUUAUUUUGAUUCUAUAUUAAGGAUUGGUCAACCUAAUUAUAUGCCAAGUGAUCAAGAUGUAUUACGUUCAAGAGUUAAAUCUACUGGGAUUACCGAAACAACCUUUGUCAUUGGUGAUUUGACUUAUCGUAUGUUAGAUGUGGGUGGACAACGUUCUGAAAGAAAGAAAUGGAUCCAUUGUUUCGAAUCAUGUACUGCAGUUUUAUUUAUGGUGGCGAUCUCUGAAUAUGAUCAAAUGUUAUUUGAAGAUGAAACAGUGAAUCGACUUUCGGAAUCACUUACAUUAUUUGAUUCGAUUUGUAAUUCACGAUGGUUUAUUAAGACAUCCAUCAUUCUUUUCCUCAAUAAGAUUGAUUUGUUUGCAGAAAAGAUCAUCAAAUCACCCAUGUCGAAUUAUUUUGAUGACUACACUGGUGGUCAACGUUACGAUGCCGCUUGUCAAUAUCUCCUCCAACGCUUUGUUUCUCUCAACACACGCGCCGAUACAAAACAAGUCUAUACCCAUUUUACCUGUGCUACCGAUACAAAACAAAUCACCUUUGUCAUGUCUGCUAUCAAUUCUAUCGUCGUGCAUGAAAAUUUACGUGAUGUGGGUUUGAUGUAAUUGCAUUUUUUUUUGUAUAUAUAUCAUUCCUUCCUCUCAUAGUUAGAUUUAUCCAUAUUAUUUUAGCUUUUAUUACACACACACACACAAAAUCAAAAAAGAAUGUUUCUUUUUCUCACUCCCUAGUUCCUCCAUUUUUUUUUAAAAUCCUAUCUGAAUAUCAUUGUUAUUACGUACUGUUUCUUUCUUUCUUUACCAUUACCCCUAAUAAAU